Closterium sp. NIES-67 is the source of this 2109-nucleotide messenger RNA. The record is from the annotation of a GenBank genome assembly. Lineage: Eukaryota; Viridiplantae; Streptophyta; Zygnematophyceae; Desmidiales; Closteriaceae.
CGGGGAGGGGGGUGAAGGCGCGGAGGAGGAAGGAGGCUGCAGGGAGCGGAGUCUGCUGAGCGGGUUGAGGCUGGAAGACUUUCCCCCGGUGGAGCAAGGCGUGCUGGUGGGCGAGAGAGAGGCGGCCAGUGAGACGCUGGAGGAGGAGGAGGAAGGGGAGGGGGAAGAGUGGGCAGGAGGGGGCGAGGAGGGGGAGGAGGUGACGGGGUUGGAGGAAGGGAGUGAGGAGGAAGGAGGGGAGGGCGUGCAGGAGGAGAUCCAGGGGCUGCUGAGAGACGCCUUAGUGGCAGAAGAGGCAGAGGAGAAGCAAGCGGAAGAGGCGCAGCAAGCAGAAUCGCUGUUAGCAGCAGCAGCAGGAGCAGGAGCAGUAGGAGCAGCAGCAAGAGAGGCUUCUGCUGCUGCAGUGACGGGAGAAGGGAUCACUAAGGAGAGACCUGUAAGGCCUCGAGAAGAGAGGGUCGGGUGGGUGGGGGGAAGCACAGGGCGCGUUGGGAAGGGUUUGAAGACAGGCGAGGUGCCCCAGACGUACUCGAGGAGGAGGGCGGGCGGGCAAGGAGGGGCGGAAGAAAAAGAGGGGCAGGCAGGGGAAGGUGAGGAGGGUGGAGCAGAUCAACAGAUGCAAGCUGCAGGCACAGGAGGAUCAAUAGAGCAAGGAGGAGCGGCAGCAGGGCAAGGAGGGGCAGCACCAGGGCAGGGUGGGUCAACAGUGACGGUGGUGACGAAGCGCCCUCGCAGAGAGACGGUGCCGGUGUCAGAGGAGCAGCAGGUGGUGCGAGUCACAGAGGCCACUGUACAGAUGCAAGUGCGGGGAGAGGGAGAAGGGAGGGAAGCUGCAGCUGCAGCUGAGGUUGAGGCAGUGCUUGGCGGCGUUGCUUCCCUUCUGCCUGCGACGGCCCAACCGAUUGCCGAGAUGGCUGGUGGUUCGGAUGCCCCUGCAAAGCAGCCGCAGGAGAAGCAGCAGCAGAAGCAGCAGGAGAAGCAGCCAGUGGCAGGUGCAGGAGCAGAAAAUGGUGGCACGAGGGGGGCUGCGCCAACACCUGCAGUGGCGGCAGCAUCUCCAGCAACGAGUGCAGCCCCCAAGACUCCAACUGUGGCCCCCACGGGGAACUUACCUUCCCCAGCUGGAGCGCCAGCAACACCAUCUGCUGCACCUGCUGUGCCCGCUGCUUGGCGACUGGACGACCAGCAGCCGACUGACAUGGGAGGUCAGGCCGGAAGAGAGCAACAGGUGGCUGUGAAGACUGCGGAGGGCCCCAGGGGAGGUGGCGCAGCUACUGGGGUGCAGGGAAUGAAGCGCCCUGCUGCUAUGAUGACCCAGGGAGGCGCUGGAGGGCUGAGUGUUGCCGGGGGUGGGACCUCUGUAGGGCUAGGUUUUCCUGGUGGGUCUGUGGGGCUUGGUGCGCCUGGUGUUGGCGGAACCAGUGUGGGGUUGGGCGGCAUGGUGUCAGCGAUGGACGGGCGCAUGGUGGAGAUGGCGGUGCGGCACGCCAUGGCGGCACGCGUGGAGGGGCAGAGGAGGGCAGUGGAGGAGAGGAGGAGGGCGGUGAGGCAGAUGCGGCUGCAGGAGGAUCGGAGGAGCAGCGAGGCCACAAGGCUGCAGGCCGAGAGGGAUGCUCACUUAAGGGAGAUGGAUGACACACUGCAGGAGCUGGUUGCGAGGGCCGAGGGUCUCGAGAGGGCAGCCAAGGAAGCACGGCGGGUGGCAGACAGAGCUGUGCAGGACAAGGCAGCACAGGAGGCGGCGAUCAGAGAGAGAUACCAGGCGCUCCUAUCAGACGACAAGGAGUGGGAGGCACUUGCAGAGGCGCAACGUGAGUUCGAAGCUCAACAGGCGGAGCUGCAGGAGCUUGAAGCAAAUCAGUCAGCUCUGGUUGAAGCCCUCACGGCUAAGUUCUGGGGCGAUGUGAAGAGACAGUUGUAUGGCCGCGAUGAUUGAAGCUGCUGCUAAGGCGGUACCAUGAUUUAAAACAGCUGAGGCGGUGCAGUCGAAAACAAGGUUCUGGGGAAACUGUUAACGUAGAAACGAAUGAUUACUAGAGGUGGAAACCUAGAACAAAUACUAGUUGGUUGUACUCACUAGAAGCAUACCUCAGUCUAGCCUAUAACUUC